Molecule: messenger RNA, 2538 nt
Organism: Camellia sinensis
Lineage: Eukaryota; Viridiplantae; Streptophyta; Magnoliopsida; Ericales; Theaceae
Source: RefSeq, a predicted model, not a curated record
AUGGAACCUAACAAUGUUGAGAAUGACGAGGGUGAUUGUGAUUGGAAGCCUAGAGUGCACAUGACAUUUGAUACAGAACAAGAAGCAUAUAAUUUCUAUAAUGCUUAUGGAGGAAGGAUGGGGUUUAGUAUUAGAAGGGGUUAUGUAAACAAGAACAAGGAGGGGCAAAUCACUUCAAGGCUAUUUGUUUGUAAUAAGGAGGGGUUUCGGGGUAUAGACAAGCGAGAUCCAUUAACAAAAAAUCCUAGGCAAGAAGUGAGGACUGGUUGUCAAGCCCGACUAAUCAUUAAGUGGGAUAGGAAUAUUCAUAAAUUUUUUGCAGCCGAAAUAGAUUUAGCUGAAAAAUCUGGAAUCCGGCUUAAUGCUGCAUUUGAGCUCAUGGGUAAUGAAGCUGGUGGAAGGGAGUCGCUUGGGUUCACAAAAGUGGACCAAAAAAAUUAUUUGAGAACGAAGAGGCAAAAGAGUUUAGCAUAUGGGGAGGCAGGUAGCAUUUUGCAAUAUUUUCGUGAGAAGACAUUGGAGAAUCCAUCUUUUUUUUACUCGGUCCAAUUAGAUAGUGAGGAGCAGAUUACAAACAUAUUUUGGGCCGAUGCUCAGAUGAUCAUGGAUUAUGGGCAAUUUGGUGAUGUUGUCACUUUCGACACUACUUACAAGUUAAAUAGUGCACAUAGACCAUUUGCGUCUUUCGUUGGAUUUAACCAUCAUAGGAAAACUGUUAUAUUUGGCGCAGCUUUAAUGUAUGAUGAGACUGCUGAUUCUUUUAUAUGGCUUUUUAGAAGAUUCUUGGAGGCAAUGUCAAGUAAGGCUCUGAAAACAAUUUUUACGGAUCAAGAUGCUGCAAUGGCUAAGGCCAUACCUAUUGUCAUGCCUAACACAAAACACCGCCUUUGCACUUGGCAUUUGAUGCAAAAUGCAUUAAAGCAUGCAAAUACUAUCUUCAAUGAUAAGGAGCAUGCAAAUUCUAUCUUCAAGGAUAAGGAGGUGAGGGAUAAGGGGAUGAAGAGUGUUUUAUCCAAAUUUAUGUACGCCAUUGAGGAUAAGGAUGAUUUUACGUUAAAAUGGGAGGAAAUGCUUGACAAGUAUGAAGUGCAAGAUAAUCAUUGGUUGAAGUUAACAUUUGGAGUCAAGGAAAAAUGGGGUUGGCCAUAUGUUAGAAAUGCAUGGGGUGCGGGUAUGAGUAGCACCCAACUUAGUGAAUCCUUUAAUGCAUUCUUGAAGGAUUUCAUUCAGUCUGAUCAUAACUUAAUGCAAUUUUUCAUGCAUUUUGAUCGAGUUCUUUGUGAGAAGAGGUACAAAGAGUUACAAGCCGAAUAUGCUCUAUGCCAAAAGUUGCCGAGGGUGAAAAUUAAAGUGAAGAUUAUGGAGCAAGCUGCAGAUGUUUACACAAAUAAAAUUUAUGAAGAAUUUCAAGAUGAGUAUAUCAAGUCCCUUGAAGUAAACAUUGAAGAAACUGAAAUUUGUGGUGAGAGUACCAUUUAUACGGUUCUUGAUAGUGAUGGUGUAAAGGUGAGGAAGGUGACAGUGGAGUGUGAUGGUUCACUCACUUGCAAUUGUAGGAAAUUUGAAAUGAAAGGCAUUUUGUGUAGUCAUUGUUUGAAGAUCCUUAGAGAAAGCCUCAAAUUCAAAGAGAUUCCUUCCCAAUAUAUUCUGAAGAGAUGGACUAAAAAAGCAAGAGCUGAAAAUGUCAAAGAUAGGUGUGGGCAUGAUAUUAAGGUUGAUGUAAGAUUGCAUCAAACUUCACGCUUUAGAUCAUUGAUGGCAAUUUUCAGAGCAGUAGCGUGUAGAGCUUCCGAAAGUGAGGAAACAUAUAACUUGACGGUAGAGAAAGCGGAUGACUUAAUUGCAAACAUUGAAAGCAUGUUAAACGCAAAAUUCAAUAUGCCUUUCUCAGAUACUAUUGAACAUGAAAGCCCUCCUGACACAUGCCUCGAAAGCUUUGAAGUGGAUGGUGUAGUGGACACAAAUGUAGUUCAAGCAAAAGGACUCAAACGAAAAGAGUGCACUAGCAAGGGACGAAGGCGGACAAAAGGUGGUUUGGAGCUUGCGUUGGCAAAGAAAAUUAAAACAAGUUUACAUAAUGCUUCUCAAACUCCCAUGUUUGUUGCUCCUCAACCUAGUUCACACAAUGCUUCUCAAACUCCCAUGUCUGUUGCUCCUCAACCUCCUCCCUUAUUUUCGACGAGUGCUCCUGAACCAUCUCCCUCAUUUUCACCGAGUAUUCCUCAAUCAGCUCCUUUAUUUUCAAUAAGUGCUCCUCAACUUCCUCCAUUCUCGACGUGUGUUCCUCAAGUUAAUGCUUCAUCUACUCAAUUUAUGUAUCCCGCCUAUGAUCCAAGUUAUCUUCGUCACAAUAUGCAUUUUUCAAUGCCAUCGAUGUAUUCGGUCCAUGGAAGCUAUCAAGCCUUGCUUAACAAUGCAAGUGGUUAUGACUCGCAAGCCUCGAAUAGUCCUGCAUAUAGUGAAGUACUAUAUGGGCAUGGGCGUGGUCGUGGGCGUGGCGAAGGCCAUGGGAAUGUGGAUCACACGUCAAUAUCGUAG